Messenger RNA from Nicotiana tabacum (common tobacco), 369 nucleotides. The record is from RefSeq and is a predicted model, not a curated record. NCBI's taxonomy places the organism in Eukaryota, Viridiplantae, Streptophyta, Magnoliopsida, Solanales, Solanaceae.
AUGUCAACGCCAUGCACAACUGGUACACCAACCAGCAGAACUCUUGCAUUCAGUGUUGUCCCCAUGGCUAUAAUGGUGGAUGGACAUAGUUGGUCCUCUACCACCGAGUCCCGGAAAGGUUCAAAGGUCACAAAUAUUUUUGAAGAUUUGGAAAUCAAAAGGAUUACAUCUUCACUGUACCAUCCAAGUGCUAACGGACAAGCGGAAUCAACAAAUAAGAUGAUUAUCCAGAACUUUAAAAAGAAGCUUGAGGAUGUUAAAGGCAAGUGGCCCGAAGAGCUACCGGGUGUGCUAUGGGCGUACCAGACAACGGCAAAAUUGAGCAUAGGACAAUCACUUUUCUCUCUCGUGUAUGGUGCAAAGCUCUGA